AUGUCAAAAAUUAGUGUGCUGCACUUUGGUCACAACAAUUUGACUCAGUGGGACAAUAAUUGGUUGGGUGGGACUUCAAAGCCUGAUUAUGUGAUGGCCGGUUUUAACCAGUUUAGCGAAAUUCCAGACGAAGCGUUCAAGAAUUACCCGAAGUUGUACAGUAUUGAUCUCCAGGGGAAUAAAAUUAGGAAGAUUUCAGCCAAAGCUUUUCAUAAGUUGGAACACGUUGUUAAUUUUAGUUUGCGUGAUAAUGAAAUUGAUAGUUGGUUGGUGUUAGUAUCGGGUACUAUUGAUCUUAGCGGGAAUAAGUUGAAGUGUAUUGAAGGGGACUUGGACGACAUUUUCAAGAAUAAUGAUUUUGUGCAAUUGGAGGAUAAUCCUUGGGACACAGAGUCUACAGAAAAAAUUAAGGAUUUUACUACGAGGAAGCAAAAGGCACCGAAGACGAGAUCGUACGUUCCGAAUUAA
Molecule: messenger RNA, 468 nt
Organism: Zophobas morio
Lineage: Eukaryota; Metazoa; Arthropoda; Insecta; Coleoptera; Tenebrionidae
Product: leucine-rich repeat-containing G-protein coupled receptor 4-like
Exons: 1
Coding region: 1-468 (155 amino acids)
Cellular component (GO): extracellular matrix
Molecular function (GO): protein binding
Source: RefSeq, a predicted model, not a curated record